AAACAAAACACCCUCCAUCAAUCCUGGACGCACCUCGCAAUAAUGCCACAAUUCACAAGUCUCGUCUGAAUAGCAUCAUCAAAAUCAUGACUUCGUUCGUAGUCCCCGGACAAAUCCUCGCCAGCACAUCAACACACAUCCCCGGCCCAGGCACACACGUCUACGAGAGCAACAUACUCGCCUCUAUAAUCGGCACAUCAACACUCUCAAAGACCUCCACUGCCAGCAAACCUACGAUCUCCGUCCCCCGUCAACAAUUGAGCAGCGACAGCUCUCUCCCCAAAGUAUCUUCCACAGUCCUCGUCCGCGUAACCAGAGUCCAACAACGCCAACUCUCCGCCUCAAUUCUCCUGGUCGAUCCACGUCCAGAAGACGUCCUUUCCUACACCCAGACCACCAACGACGAUCUACAAUUCCAAGCGGUCCUGCGCCGCGAGGACGUCCGCACCCACGAGAAAGAUAAAGUCGUGAUGAACGAUAUGUACCGUGUCGGGGACAUCGUGCGGGCCACGGUGAUCAGUCUCGGCGACGAGAGGAGCUACUACAUCAGCACUGCGGGUAAUGACUUUGGUGUGGUGGUCGCCACGAGCGAUGUGGGCAAUGCCAUGGUCCCGGCGAGUUGGAAGGAGAUGCGUGAUGUGGUUACUGGCCAGGCGGAGAGCAGAAAAGUCGCAAAGCCGUCAUGAGCUUUUGCUUGACGAAGAGAUUGUCAAACGAUAAAGUUUGAAUAUCUUCACCACUCGCCAAAGUCACUUGGAUGGGCAC
Molecule: messenger RNA, 765 nt
Organism: Exophiala viscosa
Lineage: Eukaryota; Fungi; Ascomycota; Eurotiomycetes; Chaetothyriales; Herpotrichiellaceae
Product: exosome complex subunit Csl4
Exons: 2
Coding region: 87-686 (199 amino acids)
Biological process (GO): RNA processing
Cellular component (GO): cytoplasm; nuclear exosome (RNase complex)
Molecular function (GO): RNA binding
Source: RefSeq, a predicted model, not a curated record